CUUUGGUGCGUACCAUGAGCCAUGGAGGUGAAUAUUCACCUCCAUGGUCCGUACGCUUGGUGUGAAAAGUGAAAGAGUAUAGUAGCAUUAUACAUAUAUAUGCAUCCUUCUCACAUGUUGUAAUAGGAGAUUUCUCGGCAGUCAUCCCAUCAUCAAUAAUUAUUAAUCAUCUGUUGAAAGUACUGACAAUUAAUACCUCAAGCCUUUAUAAAUGUCCUGAUAAAAAGUUAAAAACUUUUCUGUUUUAAGAAUGUCAUUCGUUUUAUUCGUAUCAAAGUAUCAAAAUUGAAAACUUGACAUCAAAAAUAUUCCCGACUUUUCUUUUAGAGUUUGAAAGGGUGUAAACGUGUGCAUCAUUGAAAUGGCAAACUUCCGACAUUCAGUCAUAUAUGUAAUACUACUAAUGUAGUAUUAUAUAUAUGCAUUCAGUUUCUCUCUUGACAUUGUACCGAUGAUCACCGAUGUUUAACGAACACCCACAAGCUAGCGACUAAACCUAUCUGUUGCUAUUUAAGGAGUAAUUGUUGCGUGCGCCGUUCAUUCUGAGAUCCAGUUUAUUAUUAAGCACGUUGCUACCUAAGUGAAAUAAAAAUUCAUCGGAUUAUAUGCAUAUAAGUUUAACUGAGUAACCAAAUCGUUCAGUGUGUUUUAUAAUCAAAUAUAUACAAUUAAAAGUUUUGUAUAAUUUACAAUUUUUUGAUUCUGAAAUGGCUGACAACGGUAUUAAGCGUAACAUUCCAAUCAAACUUGGUGAUUUCAGCGUCAUUGAUAGCGAAUUCUCUAAUAUUCGCGAGCGUUUUGAUGCUGAAAUGAAGAAGAUGGAAGACGAAAUGUCCCGUUUUAGAAGUGAGCUUAUGCAUCGUGAAAGCGACAAUUUCUUCAAAUCCUCAACAAGCACUACAACUCAACAAUCUACUCAGAAUAGUUCACUCAGUCCACAACAUCAUGAUUCACGCACCUGGUUGGAUGGUUUAAAUAGUCCUCUUAUUCAAGAUGAAGGUGAUAACAAAAUGUUAAAAUUGCGAUUCGACGUUUCUCAAUACACACCCGAGGAAAUCGUUGUCAAGACUGUGGAUAACAAACUUUUGGUUCAUGCUCAACAUGAAGAAAAGACAGAGAGCAAAUCUGUGUACAGAGAAUACAAUCGAGAGUUUCUACUGCCUAAGGGUACUAAUCCUGAGAGCAUAAAAUCUUCACUCAGCAAGGAUGGUGUUCUGACUGUUGAAGCCCCUCUUCCAGCAAUAAGUUCUGGUGAAAAACUUAUUCCAAUUGCCCAUAAUUAAACAGAUCUCAUAUCUGUAUUCAUACUCCCAAGCAUUUGCAACACAUCAAACAUUUUUAGUUUCGCACUUUUCCUGAGGCCUUUUAAUUUGUGUCAUGAUUUUAAUGUAAAUGAACUAUGUUUUUUCAGUAUGUAAUAUUAUGAUCAAAAAUGUCAAAUGCUUAUAAGAAAGAAAAGAUAAUAUUUCGACGAUAAAAAAAAAAUUGUAUAACGAUAUUACGUAUGAAAUAUUAUCAAUAUGCAAAAUUCUUCUGUA
Molecule: messenger RNA, 1538 nt
Organism: Aphidius gifuensis
Lineage: Eukaryota; Metazoa; Arthropoda; Insecta; Hymenoptera; Braconidae
Product: alpha-crystallin B chain
Exons: 3
Coding region: 708-1283 (191 amino acids)
Biological process (GO): protein refolding; response to heat
Molecular function (GO): protein folding chaperone
Source: RefSeq, a predicted model, not a curated record